AGAGUGUUCACGUAUGAGCUUUCUCCUAAUGUCACCAUGGUUUUGAGACGCCUCGCUCUGCUUUCUCCUCCACGCGUCUCUCUCUCUUGUUCCCAUUUCAAGUUUUCAUUUCCUCUUCUGACAAUGAGAUCAAAGUUAUAGCCUUUUUUUUUCCUUCUUCUUCUUUCUCAUUGUUAUUAUCAUUUUUUUUUGUGGGGUUAAAAAAAAAAUAGAAAAGAAAAUACAGAAAGAAAGGGAGAUAUUGUUGGAAAAACGCAAACAGGUGUUGCUAUUUUUGUGUUUCCUGAGUUGGGUUUGUGAGAUCAGACCCCAAAAAUGGCACCUUUAUUCAAUUGGUGGGGGAAAGAGAGUCACAGAGGAACCCCUGUGGUUGUGAAGAUGGAGAACCCAAACUGGUCCAUGGUUGAGCUUGAGGGUCUCACUGAGGAAGAAGAUUUCAUCAUUGCAGACUCAUCUUCAGGUCUUCCCAGAGACAAAGGAAGAGGAAAAAACGCAAAGCAACUUACUUGGGUUCUUCUCCUCAAAGCUCACAGAGCCGCAGGUUGUUUGGCUUCCGUUGCCCCUGCAUUGUUGGGGCUAGUCUCCGCCGUGAAACGCCGCGUAGCUUCUGGAAGAACGGACGCUGACAACGACGGUGCUGUCGGUGGAUGGGAGAAGGAGAACCCCACCGUGAAGACUAGGUUCUAUUCGUUUAUCAAAGUGUUUUUGUGGUUGUCGGUGCUCUUGUUGUGUUUUGAGGUUGCUGCGUACUUUCAAGGUUGGCAUUUUGGUGUUCCAAGUCUUCAGUUAGAGUCUUUGUGGGCAUCAUCGUUUGGAGUCAAAAGUGUUUUCGAUUGGCUUUAUUCGAAGUGGGUUUUGAUUCGCGUGGAGUAUCUUGCUCCCCCUCUUCAGUUCCUCGCCAAUGCGUGUAUUGUGUUGUUCAUUAUUCAGAGUUUAGAUAGGUUGGUCCUAUGUUUCGGUUGUUUUUGGAUCCGGUUUAAGAAAAUCAAACCUGUUCCUAAAGUUGGUGAUGUGGAUCUUGAGUCUCUGGAGAAAGGUUUUUUUCCUAUGGUGCUAGUUCAGAUCCCCAUGUGCAAUGAGAAAGAGGUUUAUCAGCAAUCAAUUGGUGCUGUUUGUAAUUUGGAUUGGCCAAAAUCCAAGUUGCUAAUUCAAGUUCUGGAUGAUUCGGAUGACCCAACAACCUCGUCGUUGAUCGAUGAAGAGGUUCAGAAAUGGCAACAAGAGGGUGCCAACAUUGUCUAUAGGCAUAGGGUAAUUAGAGAAGGGUAUAAGGCUGGUAAUUUGAAAUCUGCCAUGAAUUGUAGCUAUGUCAAAGACUACGAGUUCGUUGCAAUUUUUGACGCUGAUUUUCAGCCUACCCCAGAUUUCCUUAAAAGAACGGUUCCUCAUUUUAAGGAUAACGACGAAUUAGGGCUUGUUCAAGCAAGAUGGUCCUUUGUGAACAAGGAUGAGAACCUACUAACAAGGUUACAGAACAUUAAUUUGGCAUUCCAUUUUGAGGUGGAACAGCAAGUGAAUGGUAUUUUCAUUAAUUUCUUUGGGUUCAAUGGAACUGCUGGAGUGUGGAGAAUAAAAGCCUUGGAAGAUGCUGGUGGUUGGUUAGAGAGGACCACUGUGGAGGACAUGGAUAUAGCUGUUAGAGCUCAUCUUCAUGGCUGGAAAUUUAUUUUCCUCAAUGAUGUUGAGUGCCAGUGUGAGCUACCAGAAUCUUACGAAGCUUAUAGGAAACAACAGCAUAGAUGGCACUCUGGUCCAAUGCAAUUGUUCCGCCUUUGUUUGCCUGACAUCAUACGCUCCAAGAUAAGCAUAUGGAAAAAAUUCAAUAUGAUAUUUCUCUUCUUUCUUCUUAGAAAAUUGAUAUUACCGUUCUAUUCAUUUACCCUAUUCUGUAUAAUUCUGCCUAUGACAAUGUUCGUACCCGAGGCUGAGCUUCCUGUUUGGGUUGUUUGUUUUAUCCCUGCCACCAUGUCAUUUCUUAACAUACUACCUGCUCCAAAAUCCUUCCCUUUUAUCGUUCCUUACCUUCUUUUUGAGAAUACCAUGUCAGUUACCAAAUUCAAUGCCAUGAUCUCUGGUCUAUUCCAGCUUGGUAGUGCUUAUGAGUGGGUUGUUACUAAGAAAUCGGGUCGUUCCUCUGAGGGGGAUCUUGUUUCCUUGAUUGAGAAAGGACCAAAGCAUCAAAGAGGGGUGUCAGUGCCUAAUCUUGAGGAAAUGAAAGAAGAAAUACAACAACAGGAGAAAAAGGCAUCAAAGAAGAAGAAGCAUAAUAGAAUAUAUAUGAAGGAGCUUGCUUUGGCCUUUCUACUUCUAACAGCUUCAGCAAGGAGUUUACUAUCUGCUCAGGGAAUCCACUUCUACUUCUUGUUAUUCCAAGGCAUAUCAUUCCUUUUAGUUGGUCUAGACUUGAUUGGUGAACAGGUUGAUUGAAUCUGAAAGAAAAAAAACAGAAAAAGAAAAGGGAUAGGAAUCUAUAGAGAUAUAUGCACGAAUUAUGUACACAGAAAACAAGGGUGGACAAGUUGGGUCCUGUGAAUAACUGAAGAUAGUCAUGGAGACACUGCAGAGGGAAGACACUUUUUUUUUUUUUUUUUCUCAUGCUCAGCCUUCCACGCUCCUUAUCCAACUAUGGCUAAUACGAGACCCCAUUGUGGAAUUAUGGAUAGAAAGAAAAGAAGAUUUCAAUUUGGAAAAUGGGUCAUUAGAAGCCGAUUAUGGCUCUUCAAUGUGUAAAAGUUUACCAUUUUUUUUCUUUUUGUUCUUUUUCAUUUUGUAAUUGUAUGUCGAUUCUUUUCUUGUUGGAUUAAUUC
Molecule: messenger RNA, 2807 nt
Organism: Gastrolobium bilobum
Lineage: Eukaryota; Viridiplantae; Streptophyta; Magnoliopsida; Fabales; Fabaceae
Product: probable xyloglucan glycosyltransferase 12
Exons: 5
Coding region: 316-2427 (703 amino acids)
Cellular component (GO): Golgi apparatus
Molecular function (GO): glycosyltransferase activity
Source: RefSeq, a predicted model, not a curated record